This is a messenger RNA of Plasmodium vinckei vinckei, 1287 nucleotides long. Its product is annotated as nucleoside transporter 4, putative. The coding region runs from base 1 to 1287 and encodes 428 amino acids. The transcript has 2 exons. NCBI's taxonomy places the organism in Eukaryota, Apicomplexa, Aconoidasida, Haemosporida, Plasmodiidae. The record is from RefSeq and is a predicted model, not a curated record.
AUGGAAUAUAAAUUGGAAAGGCGUGAAGAGCAUAAAAUAGAAUUUAUGUUCUUUUUAAUAGGAUUAUUAUUAACCUUACCAACACAUGUUGUAGUUAAUAUAUCAUUUUUAAUUAAUAGUAUUUACAAUGAAGAAAUAUUUGUUACAAUUAUGGGAAUAUUAUCAGGAUGUAUGAUUGGAGCAUCAGCAUUUCAAUUGGUAAUACAAAUAACAUCAUUUACAUCAAUAAUAGUUAGUAAUAUUAUAAAUAUAAUUAAUAUGGGAUUGUUGCUAACACUUUUAUGUGUUUGUAAAGCAUCAAAAUAUUAUAUAUAUGGUAUGUGUGCUAUAAUGGGUUUAUUUAUUGGAUAUUUAUAUUCGGCAUGUACAAAAUAUUCUUUAUUAGUUGGUUUAAAAGCAAAUGGGUUUUUAGUUACAGGAAUUAGUUUUAGCGCAUUAUUUGUUUUUACUAUUAAUACAAUAAUAUCUUCUUUUAUAAUUGAAGAUGGUAAUAUUGCGUCAUAUUAUAAAACAAUAUUUCAAUCUUUUGUUACAAUUUUAAUAAUUGAAUUUUGUGCAUUGAUGAUUAUAUUAUAUAUACAAUAUAAUUCUACAUUUUUCCAAGAACAAAAAAAAAAAAUUGAAUUUCCAGCAUAUAAAUAUCAAAAUAAAUUACUAAAUGAUGUAGAAAAUGGAAAAAGAAAUAUGAACAGCAAUAAUAAUUAUGGACAUAGUGGAAGUACAGGUUUUUUUAAAUCUUUUAAAAGUUUAUUUAAUUUUUCAAAUAUAAUUGAUGGUGCAAGAUUAAUUAAACAUUAUUAUAUUUGUUUAAUACCUAUAAGUAUGGCUAUUUUAGUUACUUAUAUUGUUCAUCCACAUAUGCUUCCGAACAGAUUAGAUAAAACAGUUAGCAUAAAUUAUAUGCUUUUGUUAACUUAUCAAGCUAGUGACUUUAUAUUUAUUCUUAUAGUGACAGUAUAUAAUCAUGCUUUCCGAUUUUUUAAACAGAUAUUUGUUUUAAUAUUAAGUAUAGCCAGAAUAUUAUUAAUAGUUUUGUCUAUUAAAAUAAAGAAUUCAAAAGAAGGUGAUUUUAUAUACAAAACAUGGUUUAUAACUUUAGUAACUAUUGUGUUAGGAAUGACAAAUGGAUCUGUAAUUAAUAUGAGCUAUGAAAGAAUACAUGAUUGCUUUAGAAAUUCGAAUAAUAAAGAAAAAAAGGUAGCAUUGGCUUCCUCUUUUUGUGCUUUAUCUCUUUUGACAAGUUAUGCAUUAGCUCCUUGGAUUUGCCAUCUAGUUAUAGAUUUAUGA